UAAAACCGACUGAUAAUAGUUUUCUACUUCUCACAGAAUCAUUUUUAGACAAAAAAUAAAGUGGGCCGAUUAUCGCCUUAUGCGGACCCCUCCUUUAUAUCUCUGCCAGUUUUUAAUUUAUCUCGAAACUUUUCUUUAGAUUUGUCGUGAAUUAGCGUAUACUGCUAACAAUUCGGAUGAAAUUGUGCAAUUGAUCGAUCGAUUCAUGCAUGAUACUUAUGUUAUCCCACCAUCUGAAUGGGACCCACAUAUUCGAAUAGAACCACCAGAUCAAUACCUAAGCAAAGAACAACGCGAAGCUCAUACACCUGAAGAAAAGGCGGAUGAUGCGAAAGAAAUUGAUUUGACACCACAUAUUGAUCCGAACUUAAAAGCGUCAAGAAGACCAUUCCACGGUUUGUUAGUUGAUCUUCGUCAUAAAUUGCCACAUUAUGUAUCAGAUUUUACGGACUGUGCCAAUUUACAAUGUUUGGCAGCUACACUCUACUUAUAUCUUGUUUGCCUAUGUUAUGUAGUGGCCUUUGGCGGUAUGCUUGGAAAAGCAACUCACAAUUAUAUGGCUAUUAUGGAAUCAAUUAUGGCUGGAUGUAUUUGUGGUGUAUUAUUUGCGUUGUUUUCUGGUCAACCAUUAAAUAUCCUAUCGGCUACGGGACCAAUGUUAAUUCUAGAAAAAAUAUUGAAUUCGCUAUGCGAGUAG
Messenger RNA from Didymodactylos carnosus, 697 nucleotides. The record is from the annotation of a GenBank genome assembly. NCBI's taxonomy places the organism in Eukaryota, Metazoa, Rotifera, Eurotatoria, Philodinida, Philodinidae.